This is a messenger RNA of Funneliformis mosseae, 878 nucleotides long. NCBI's taxonomy places the organism in Eukaryota, Fungi, Glomeromycota, Glomeromycetes, Glomerales, Glomeraceae. The record is from the annotation of a GenBank genome assembly.
AUGAAUCCUUUUAGAAAAUCAAAGAAACAUGCAAUUAAAAAAAUAAAUACAAUUAAUAUUUCACAGAAAAAAAAUACAAAAAAUACAAGUAAAAGAGGUCACAAAAAGAAAGUACAAAAAACUGAAGCUAUAGAUAAUCGUGAAAGUAAUACUAUUAAAGAAACUAAACAAAGUUAUAAGAAUUAUAAAGAGAAAAAAAUUAUUACUCCACAAUCACAGAUAAUCGAUAAACUUUUGAAUGAUAGUGAUAGUUCAAACGAAGAUGAUAAUAAUAUUCCAAAUAAGAAUAAUAAUAAUUCAAAUAAAGAUGACAAUAAGAAUGAUAAUAACGUUUCAAAAGAGAAUAGUAAUAAGGCUUAUGAAGCUAUUACACCUUCAAAACUGAUACCAAUUCUAGAAAAAGAAGCUACUGGACUAAUGUCAGCUCUAGAAAUAGAAAUAAAUAGAAGAUUAAUAUCAGUUCUAGAAGAAAUAAUUUCUAAACUGGUAUCUUUAGAUUUGAGAGCUAAUAAUCAAAAUGAAUUCUUGUUCUUUAAACUAAAAUCAGCUUUAAAAUCAAGAACCGAUAGUCAAAAUAACUUUACAUUUUCAAGAAGAGUUCUUUCAAGACUGAAUUCAACUCAAUUAGAUAUUAAUAGUCAAGAAAAGAUUCUUUUGAGAUUGAAUUCAAGACCUCUAUUAGAUAUUAAUAGUCAAGAUGAUGACUAUUUCAUUCCUUCAAGAUUGAAUUCAAGACUAAAUUCAAGAUCUUUAUCAGAUGUCAAUAGUCAAGAUAAUGACUAUUUCACUUUUUUAAAGAGAAGAACAAAUAGUCCUGAUUAUUAUGAUCCCUCAAACAGAGUAUUAUAUUCAAAACCUAUGAGGCCAUCACCUUUAGA